GUGACCCACAUGCACUCUCUCAAAGAAACGUUGGAUUUAGGUCAGACCGUCACUUCCGUCUACGACGGCAUCCCGCGGUGAUGUGUAAUACAACAUUACGUGAAGUUUCAAUAGCACUGGUGUAUUUCACAGAAAAAAAUUGUCCGUCUUUUGCGUUCGUGACAUAGAGGCUCGUCAUCGCGGAAGAAAGCAGCGUGGAUAUGUUUGUUUCUAAUACUUCGUAAGGGGUGCGAGUGUUGUGGUCUGCUCAGCGUUCUCGUGAUAGUGUGUCUCGCCUUGGUUUGCAAGCCAGUGCUAUAUGUGUCGAGAGGAACUGCAGGUCUUCGAGUGUUCGCGUGCGAGGAUGCCACAAGACUACAAGUGCGUCAAGUGAAAAAUUCCGUCCUCCGACGUAGCAGCGGACAUGGGGCUGACGCUUAUCGUCCUUCUUGGACUGGCAACAUCCAUCGCAGGGGCGGCAGUGACUUGCCCGAAAAGCCAAACACAGUUAUACCCUUGCAAGUGCACAAGGAGCGAGGACAGCGGGCAGCAUGUUCUCUGUGAUGGCGUCAACCUCGCUAUGAUGUCUAGAGGUCUAAAUAACGUCGAACAUGUCAUCGCGAACCUCACCAUCACCCGCGCAUCCAUGAGGAACCUCUUUGGUGAUGUGUUUCAAAACAUUAAGGUCAUCAACCUUACUGUCAACCACGGUAGUCUCAGUACCAUCUCACCCAACGUCAUGGACAACUUCGUCGAAUCUUUAAAAGCGCUUAGCUUCGAGGAUAAUCAUCUGACUGAAGUACCGGUUGAAUUGAUCAACAGGUUCGGAAAUAUGACGUCAUUAAAUCUCGCACAUAACAGAAUCGAGGUCGUACCCGCAAACGCUUUCCGAGCUUUAAAUAUUCUCCUGGAACUGCGCUUAGAUCAUAACCGCAUUUUCAAAAUUCACGCCGCUGCUUUCACGGGUCUGAACAGGCUCGACACACUUCACCUUCAUCAUAACAACCUUGAAAAGUUCGAAAGGAAUACUUUCCGUACCGUACGACGAACGAAAUAUCUGGAUAUUUCCUACAAUAACUUCACCACAUUUCAGAGAACGGACUUCAAUCAACUGACCAACAUGUGGUUCCUAAACAUUUCAAACAACAGAAUUGCGUCUUUUCCGAGGGCAAUGUUCGUCACUAACGCCAUUUUGAGAGUAAUGAACAUGUCUAACAAUGAGCUCACUGCGGUCGACAUAAACAUGGUAAAAGGAGUUCGAUACUUGCGUGACAUCUACUUCAGGGGAAACAAGAUCAAGACGGUCGACAAAAAGGCAUUCGUGUCAGCAAAGCACCUGCGAACGCUCGACUUGGCUUACAACCAACUAGAAGACAUCGGUUACGAACAAUUUAAAGAGUUUCAAUGGCUGGAGAAACUCGAUUUGAGCUACAACAAGAUUACCAGGAUAGCAAGCGCUGGUUUCCUGAAGAUGUACCAAGUCCACAUCGAUCUCAGCCAUAACAACAUAAGCUACAUCGGAGAAAUGGCGUUCCAGGAACUCUCCAACGUGACGGUGUUCGAUUUAUCUUACAACAGCAUAUCUGGAAUGCCAAAUGAGGCAUUUUACCUAUCCGACGUGACUGCACUGCUUCUAAACCAUAACAAUGUCAGCGACCUCAACAUGGUGCCCAUAGCAAACGUUACAGGAAUCAAGGUCCUCAAUAUCAGCUUCAACAGUAUUGCGGAGAUUAACCGGAAAGCGUUCACAAAAAAGAAGUUGUAUGAGCUACACACGCUUGACCUCAGCUACAACAACAUAACGGAGGUUACAGGGAGUGUGUUCGAAAAACUAGGUGGAAUUAGACACAUCAAUCUCAGUCAUAACGCAAUUCGAAAGGUGGGAUACAAUAUGUUUGGCACAGUGCACACUUUACUAGAUCUGGAUAUCAGUCACAAUAACAUCAGUGAAGUGAGUUACGGUGGCCUGUCGGCUCUGGUGAGUGUACGAUCGAUAAGGGCCAACAAUAAUCGUAUUAGAAAAAUGUUCAGUUUGCCAAUCGCCCUCAAUGAGCUCCACCUGGAACACAAUGAACUUCAGCAUUUCGGUCCGAAUACAUUUGCUUCGAUGAACUCCAUGCUGCGACUUUACCUCGAUCACAACAACCUCACCAGACUUCAAAAAGGGUCAUUCGCAAACCUUCUUACCCUACAAACUCUCUCUCUGGGGAACAACAGCAUUUCAGAGAUUCCAUGGGAAGCUUUGCAAGAUAUGACGUCGCUGCAAUACCUGAACUUUCCGCACAACAAUAUCACGACGCUGCCGAAGAAGGCUUUUGGAAGGCUUCCGGUGGUGUUCGAACUGCAACUCCAGCACAAUCAAAUUAAUAAUAUCAGCGCGAACGCUUUUGAAGGAAUGCUGCAAUUGCUCAGACUGAAUAUGAGCUACAACAACAUUUCUUCUAUUCCUCCAGAAGCUUUCAAAGGCUUAGUUUCCCUGCGCACAUUAGAUCUUUCUCACAAUACGCUUAAUAAACUAGAAAACAAGACGCACGGACUGCUCGACGACUUGCUUUCGUUAGAAGUCAUCAACGCCUCGUAUAACCAAGUGGCGUUCGUAACAGACAAGACGUUCCCAAAAUCCCCCUACAUUCCCUACAAGCUGAGAUUCAUAGAUCUCAGUCACAACUUCUUAUCCGUCCUAACUACGUCAUUUGACGAUGGAAUGGGCAAAGUGGAGCAUUUGGACUUGAGUCAUAAUUUAAUAAACGAGAUGUAUUCCGGUGUACUCAAGAACUUGUCAAGUCUGAAGCACCUGGACAUGUCAGAUAAUGACCUGCGGCAUCUGUCGAAUGAUGCUCUCGUUAUGCCGGACACUCUAGAGUGGGUCGAUGUGAGUCACAACAAAAUAACUGUGGCCGACUUAAAAGGAUUCCUGGAGUCGGAAAACCUGGUGCAUGUAGACCUGAGGUACAACAAUUUCGAGAACUUCGAGGAAGCGUUCAUGGACAGAAUAAAGAACGGGCUGAAGAUAUAUUACGAAGGAAACCCUAUCACCUGCGACUGCAGCAUGAAAUAUCUCCGCCAAUGGUUGACGUAUCGUGUCAACGCUACCGAAUGGCAGGGUGUCAUCUGCCAUGCUCCUGCCAAUCUCGAGAACGAGCACUUCCUCGACGUCAACCCGGACAACCUUCAGUGUCGUUCCAAGGAAAGCCCUGUCUUUGAAGACGUCGUGCCGACAGACCUCAGGUUCCGGGUCGUCGACUCUCCGGCGUCACAUCGUAUACGCUUCGCAUGGUACGUCGCCACGAAAGAAGACGUCUCGGGCUUCAAGGCUGUGGUCAGUGAAGUGCCAUCAAAUCACAUAGCCGUAGAGCAGAACAUUUCUUACCGUCAUCGAGAAUACAGCAUAGAUGGGUUAGGAUCGUCUGUAGAUUACCAGCUGUGCUUGGUGGCGUUGGACUCAACCGGAAAGGCAAGAGAUUUGAGUCCGUUGCAGUGCAGGUCUGUUAGACCUAUGGGAGGCAGUGCUUCCGUUCCCUUUGCUGUGACAAUGGCUGUUGUGUGUUCUGUGUUACUUAGUUUGUUAUGCGCUGGAUAUUGCGCGUAAAGUGCUGACCUCUUAUGCCUCGACUGGUGCCAGUCUGUGAUAACAAUAUAAAUUCAGAGAACUACUUACCUCGCAAGUUAUGGAGGGGACAUUCGUCCGCGGAACAUAAAAUAAGACAAAAAGUGUGGUGUUGUUGACACGCUUGCUCGCUCAUUCCGUCCGUAGUUACGAUGGUUCGAUCUACCAGAUGUUACAAUAAAACACUUUGUUAAUCAUUCAGUA
Molecule: messenger RNA, 3790 nt
Organism: Ornithodoros turicata
Lineage: Eukaryota; Metazoa; Arthropoda; Arachnida; Ixodida; Argasidae
Gene: conv
Product: toll-like receptor 7
Exons: 3
Coding region: 404-3568 (1054 amino acids)
Cellular component (GO): extracellular matrix
Molecular function (GO): protein binding
Source: RefSeq, a predicted model, not a curated record